UUUGGGAACUGGCACACAGAGUCCCUUAUCACAGAGUCCCUUAUGCUUUCAACUAAGGUGACUGGGUGAACUUUACAAUAAAUAGUUUACAGUGCCAUUACUCAAGCUGCUAUGGCUGAUUGCAGCCGAAGCCGAACGAUAUCUGUUCUGUACUCUCCUAGCUAGACUAUAUGGUAAAGGUGAACUAUACUCUAGACUAUAUGGUAAAGGUGUUCUGUACUCUCCUAGCUAGACUAAGGUGACCUAUACUCUAGACUAUAUGGUAAAGGUGUUCUGUACUCUCCUAGCUAGACUAAGGUGACCUAUACUCUAGACUUUAUGGUAAAGGUGACCUAUACUCUAGACUUUAUGGUAAAGGUGACCUAUACUCUAGACUUUAUGGUAAAGGUGACCUAUUCUCUAGACUUUAUGGUAAAGGUGACCUAUUCUCUAGACGUUAUGGUAAAGGUGACCUAUACUCUAGACUAUAUGGUAAAGGUGACCUAUACUCUAGACUUUAUGGUAAAGGUGACCUAUACUCUAGACUAUAUGGUAAAGGUGACCUAUACUCUAGACUUUAUGGUAAAGGUGACCUAUACUCUAGACUUUAUGGUAAAGGUGACCUAUACUCUAGACUUUAUGGUAAAGGUGACCUAUACUCUAGACUAUAUGGUAAAGGUGACCUAUACUCUAGACUAUAUGGUAAAGGUGACCUAUACUCUAGACUUUAUGGUAAAGGUGACCUAUUCUCUAGACUUUAUGGUAAAGGUGACCUAUACUCUAGACUUUAUGGUAAAGGUGACCUAUACUAUAAUAAUAAUAAUAAUAUGCCAUUUAGCAGACGAUUUUAUCCAAAGCGACUUACAGUCAUGCGUGCAUACAUUUUUGUGCAUGGGUGGUCCCGGGGAUCGAACCCACUACCUUGGCGUUUCAAGCGCCGUGCUCUACCAGCUGAGCUACAGAGGACCACAUACUCUAGACUUUAUGGUAAAGGUGACCUAUACUCUAGACUUUAUGGUAAAGGUGACCUAUACUCUAGACUUUAUGGUAAAGGUGACCUAUACUCUAGACUAUAUGGUAAAGGUGACCUAUACUCUAGACUUUAUGGUAAAGGUGACCUAUACUCUAGACUAUAUGGUAAAGGUGACCUAUUCUCUAGACUUUAUGGUAAAGGUGACCUAUGCUCUAGACUUUAUGGUAAAGGUGACCUAUGCUCUAGACUUUAUGGUAAAGGUGACCUAUGCUCUAGACUUUAUGGUAAAGGUGACCUAUUCUCUAGACUUUAUGGUAAAGGUGACCUAUGCUCUAGACUUUAUGGUAAAGGUGACCUAUGCUCUAGACUUUAUGGUAAAGGUGACCUAUACUCUAGACUAUAUGGUAAAGGUGACCUAUUCUCUAGACUUUAUGGUAAAGGUGACCUAUACUCUAGACUAUAUGGUAAAGGUGACCUAUACUCUAGACUUUAUGGUAAAGGUGACCUAUGCUCUAGACUUUAUGGUAAAGGUGACCUAUACUCUAGACUAUAUGGUAAAGGUGACCUAUACUCUAGACUUUAUGGUAAAGGUGACCUAUGCUCUAGACUUUAUGGUAAAGGUGACCUAUGCUCUAGACUUUAUGGUAAAGGUGACCUAUACUCUAGACUUUAUGGUAAAGGUGACCUAUACUCUAGACUUUAUGGUAAAGGUGACCUAUGCUCUAGACUUUAUGGUAAAGGUGACCUAUACUCUAGACUUUAUGGUAAAGGUGACCUAUACUCUAGACUUUAUGGUAAAGGUGACCUAUACUCUAGACUAUAUGGUAAAGGUGACCUAUACUCUAGACUUUAUGGUAAAGGUGACCUAUACUCUAGACUUUAUGGUAAAGGUGACCUAUACUCUAGACUUUAUGGUAAAGGUGACCUAUAUUCUAGACUUUAUGGUAAAGGUGACCUAUACUCUAGACUAUAUGGUAAAGGUGACCUAUACUCUAGACUUUAUGGUAAAGGUGACCUAUACUCUAGACUAUAUGGUAAAGGUUACCUAUACUCUAGACUAUAUGGUAAAGGUGACCUAUUCUCUAGACUUUAUGGUAAAGGUGACCUAUGCUCUAGACUUUAUGGUAAAGGUGACCUAUGCUCUAGACUUUAUGGUAAAGGUGCUCUAG
Messenger RNA from Coregonus sp. 'balchen', 2121 nucleotides. Lineage: Eukaryota; Metazoa; Chordata; Actinopteri; Salmoniformes; Salmonidae. The record is from the annotation of a GenBank genome assembly.